AUGUCAUCAGUCCUCCAACACAAGUCAGAAAAGUCAUCAGUCAGCCAACACAAGUCAGAAAAGUCAUCAGUCCUCCAACACAAGUCAGGAAAGUCAUCAGUCAGCCAACACAAGUCAGAAAAGUCAUCAGUCAGCCAACACAAGUCACUAAUGUCAUCAGUCCUCCAACACAAGUCAGGAAAGUCAUCAGUCAGCCAACACAAGUCAGGAAAGUCAUCAGUCAGCCAACACAAGUCAGGAAAGUCAUCAGUCAGCCUACACAAGUCAGGAAAGUCAUCAGUCAGCCAACACAAGUCAGGAAAGUCAUCAGUCAGCCUACAGCAGUCAGAAAUAUCAUCAGUCAGCCAACACAAGUCAGAUAAGUCAUCAGUCAGCCAACACAAGUCAGAAAAGUCAUCAGUUAGCCUACAGCAGUCAGAAAAGUCAUCAGUCAGCCAACACAAGUCAGUAAAGUCAUCAGUCAGCCAACACGAGUCAGAAAAGUCAUCAGUCAGCCAACACAAGUCAGAAAAGUCAUCAGUCAGCCAACACAAGUCAGAAAAGUCAUCAGUCAGCCAACACAAGUCAGAAAAGUCAUCAGUCAGCCAACACAAGUCAGAAAAGUCAUCAGUCAGCCAACACAAGUCAGAAAAGUCAUCAGUCAGCCAACACAAGUCAACAACCAGUAAACAAACACAGCCACAACAACAUGGCUAA
Molecule: messenger RNA, 696 nt
Organism: Physella acuta
Lineage: Eukaryota; Metazoa; Mollusca; Gastropoda; Physidae
Product: sperm acrosomal protein FSA-ACR.1-like
Source: RefSeq, a predicted model, not a curated record